Nicotiana tabacum (common tobacco) is the source of this 567-nucleotide messenger RNA. The record is from RefSeq and is a predicted model, not a curated record. NCBI's taxonomy places the organism in Eukaryota, Viridiplantae, Streptophyta, Magnoliopsida, Solanales, Solanaceae.
AUGAUGUACAGGAACAAGCUUGGAGUAAAACCAACCAGCACUAGCAAACAGACAUCAGAAACAGUUGAGUUGGACAAAAUCUCUAAAAAUGAAGUGGCUAGAAGGAUUAGAACUGAUUCUGAUGCAGAACCAAAAGUAGAAUCUGGAUCAGAAUCAAAACCAGAAUCGGAGAUAGAAUUAGAAUCAGAACCAGAUAUGGAGUUGGAGCUAAAAUCAAAUUCAGGAUCAAAUUUAUUUAUUGCAAGGUCACGAUCCCGCAGCCGUGGCUAUAUUCCUAAAAGGAGGCAGUACUCUAGGUCUGUUUCACCUGAAGAGAAAAGAUACAGCCGUGAGAGAUCAUACUCGCGUUCCCCUGCAAGGGACAUUUCUCCACCGUAUAAUGGCUCAAGGAGUCGCAGUCAAACUCCAGUCAGAGAGCAUUCACCAUAUGAUGAUGGUCGAAGGAGCCGCAGCAGAAGUCCAGUUAAAGAGCGUUCUCCGGUUAGGGGUCACAGCAGGAGCCCCAGUCGCAGCAGGAGCCAAGAUGAUGUUCGUUACUUGAGGGAUCUGUUAUUAUUCUGUAUUGCU